AGCAAUUAGAACAAUGCAUCAACUUGCUAAAGAUGAAAAAGAAAAUUUUCCAAACGCAGCACAAGUGGCCACACAAGAUUUCUACGUCGAUGAUUUACUGAGUGGUGCAGACACCGAACAAGAMGCAAUACAAAUACAACAGGAACUCAUUGAAAUGUUUGCGUCAGAUUCCAUUCCUGAAGAUCUUCAAGAUAUCAACCCAAUAGAAACGAAACAAAACGAUGCAAAGAAAACGUUAGGGAUCUAUUGGGCACCUCGRGACGAUACCAUUAAAUUCAAGGUCAACGUAGCAAAUAACACUCCAAUCACCAGCGCACCAUUCUCUCAGAUACUGCUAAACUUUUUGAUCCAGCAGGGUGGUWGGCUCCUGUUGUCGUUAAAGCCAAACUAUUAA
Messenger RNA from Tribolium madens (black flour beetle), 394 nucleotides. RefSeq lists its product as uncharacterized. The coding region runs from base 14 to 394 and encodes 126 amino acids. The transcript has 2 exons. NCBI's taxonomy places the organism in Eukaryota, Metazoa, Arthropoda, Insecta, Coleoptera, Tenebrionidae. The record is from RefSeq and is a predicted model, not a curated record.